GGCCGCGACCGAGGAGGCGGCGGCCGAGGCGGCGGGGAGGGGGGUGGGGGGGACGGAGAGCGGCUUCGCUCGUAGAGGGGGAGAAGAGAGGAGAAGGGAAAAAACACCUCCUCCCGCCGACCGGCCAGCGAACCCGCCGCGGCGGGAGCGAGCGAGCCAGCGGGGCCCGCGGCGCUGCGCCCAGCCAUGGACAAUCAGUGCACGGUUCAAGUGAAACUGGAGCUGGGGCACCGAGCCCAACUGCGGAAAAAGCCCACGACCGAAGGGUUCACCCAUGACUGGAUGGUGUUCGUGCGCGGCCCGGAGCAGUGCGACAUCCAGCAUUUUGUGGAAAGGGUGGUUUUCCGGCUACAUGAGAGCUUCCCAAAACCCAAGCGAGUGUGCAAGGAGCCCCCUUACAAAGUGGAGGAGUCUGGCUACGCAGGCUUCAUUAUGCCCAUUGAAGUGCACUUCAAAAAUAAGGAGGAGCCGAAAAGGGUUUGUUUCACCUACGACCUGUUCUUAAACCUGGAGGGAAACCCCCCCGUGAACCACCUGCGCUGCGAGAAACUGACUUUCAACAACCCCACCAAGGAAUUCAGACGCAAACUCAUCCGGGCCGGAGGGGUGAUGGUAAUGCCAGAAGGAGCAGAGACUGUGUCAAGGCCCAGUCCCGAUUACCCGAUGUUGCCCACGAUCCCGCUCUCUGCCUUCUCGGAUCCCAAGAAGACCAAACCGUCCCAUGGCUCAAAGGAUGCAAACAAGGAAAGCAGCAAGGCAUCUAAGCCACACAAAGUAACCAAGGAGCACAGAGAGAGGCCGAGGAAAGACUCUGAGAGUAAAAACUCCUCCAAAGACCUGGAAAGAGAACAAAACAAGCCUUUGAAGGACUCCUCCAGAAAACCAACCGAGAACAAACUGCCUAAGGAGGAGAAGGCGCCUCCAAAAGCUGCUUUCAAGGAACCAAAACUGGCGGUGAAGGAGACCAAACUGGAGAACACUUCUCCGAAGGGCGGGCCGCAGCCGGAGCUCAAGUCUUCCAGCAAGAGGCCGUCCAACGUGGAGUCACCAAAGCCCAGCGCCAAAAAACAGAAAAAGAGCAGCUCCAAAGGGGUGAAGAACAUCCUGGGGACGUCUCCACGAACCUCGUCUUCCUCAUACCCAGAGAAGAAACAAACCAAGGAGAAGAUGAAUGCCAAAGUGGAAAAGGUAAAAUCGGAAAGUGAGGCCAAGGAGAUCAAAAAGCCGGUGGAAAUGGACGAGUCCAAUUCAGAGGAUGAAACUUCUUUCAAGUCAGAGUCUGUCCAGUCCAGCCCUUCCAACUCCAGCUCCAGCUCCGACUCCAGCUCUGACUCUGAUUUCGAGCCAUCUCAGAACCACAGUCAAGGUCCCCUGCGCUCCAUGGUGGAAGAUCUGCAGUCGGAGGAGUCGGAUGAUGACGACAGCUCCUCCGGAGAAGAGGCCGCGGUCAAAGCCAACCCGGUCAGCCGGGAUUCCAGACUGAGCCUGAGUGACAGUGACAGUGACAACAGCGCCGAUUCCUGCCUGCCCAGCCGGGAGCCGCCCCCGGGCCAGAAACUGCCCCCAGCAAAUAACAAGGCAUCUGGAAGGAAAAGCCCGGAGUCUUGUAACAAGCCAGAGAAGAUCCUGAAGAAAGGAACGUACGACAAGGCCUACACGGACGAGCUGGUGGAGCUUCACCGGCGGCUCAUGGCCCUGCGGGAGCGCAACGUGCUGCAGCAGAUUGUAAACCUCAUUGAGGAAACCGGGCAUUUUAACGUCACCAACACAACCUUUGACUUUGACCUCUUCUCCCUGGAUGAGACGACCGUCCGUAAGCUGCAGAGCUACUUGGAGGCGGUGGCGACAUGACGCUUGGCGUCGCAAGCAGGCUGCUUUCCGACCCGGCGAUCCCCUUGAUUGGUACCAGGAAACGAACCCACGGAACUAGGCCUUCUUUUCCUCCUGCUCCACCCGAAGCACUGCCUUAGAGAACAGCCAUGCUCGAUGAAUGCACAGCCAGCUGCACUUUCUUGUAGGCUUCAAACAAGCGCCCGUAUUGCUGAGUCUGUCCUCCCCGGCUUCGUCGUUGCGCUUGGGCGCCGGUCCCGAGCGGAGCAAGAGACGUGCUGCACUUAGCUGCACAGCGCGACCUUUUUUUGGUUUUCCUCUAAGAACCUGUGUUUGAAGAGCACGUUUUCAGGCGUCUCCGAGAUCUGAAGAAGUGUGGAUGGUGUUGUUUGUCACCCAAUCGAGGGACCAGCCUGCGGAGAGCUCCCGCGAGUCCCAUCUCCUCCAGCUCCGCCAAGAAGCGUCCGCGCUGCGUAAGCAAAAUUGGCUUUUACAAAGCUGAGCCGAGAGACUGAUGACAAGAGGAGCUUCCGGGGGGCCCUGCUGCUCCGCUGCAGCGGGAGAAGGGAACGGACCCCAGUUUGGAUGGCCUGCGAGUGAGCUGUGCCGCGCUUCGGCACCGAGCGCCGCGGGGAUUCGGCAUCGCGGUUCGGCUCCCGGCAGAGACGGUCCGAGCUCCCCGGAGGCCUCUGGAACCUGCUGUCCCCACCGGGGUUUUGAGAUGUCUUGUUUGUUGAUCUGAGCUCCUAAACAAAAAGUCUCACUCCUUUCAGUCUGCUUUAACUGUAAUAGGACUACGAAACUGUAAGCUGUAUAUUUUAUAUAUAUAUAUAUUAUAUAUAUGUAUGUACUGUAUGUAUAAGAAGGGCCUAGUUGGGUCUUAUGAUCUUAAGGGUGUGUUUUUUCUGUUAAUGUUUUUUAAUGGCUAUGGCAGGGGAAGGGCGCUUAAUAAGAUUUGACUUGUUUGUUCAAAUUGCCUCUUGUGGACAGUUUGUAGUGUCUGAAAGCUGAACAGCAAACUUCAGAACGUUUUGUGCUCUGGAAGGGACUCACCCGUCGUCGUCUCAUUUGUCAGUGUUUAAUAACUUUGCCAAAAUACAUGAUUAGUUUUGCUCUGUGUUCUCGAAGAGGAAUCUCCUCCAGUGGCCCCUAUAGUAGCGGCCGUACGUUGGGAAAACCAAAACAAGGGAGAAAACGCUGGUUUAAAAGCCAGCGCGGUCAGGUUCGGUUCCUCCUCCCUCUCCCACCCGCUGCCUGUUCCAGAAACAGCAGGAAACAGUAAACACUAAUCCACAGUCUUUCCUGUAUUAUAUUUCUCGUUAAAGUAGCGUUGACUUGCGAGUGUUGUGAGGAAAGUCCCGGAGCUUUCAUCAAAACCCUACUACUCCCGUUCCCUAAAAUUCAGUAUUUUGUUAAACAAUUGCUCAGUUUUUCCAAUUGGCGCGGAAGCUUUUGCCAAACGUUGAGUGGGCAGCGGCGCGGGGGACCCGUCUGUACACGAACAAACCCCCCGAACCUGCGACGGGCCGGCGUGGUGCCCGCGGUGCCCACGCCCAGUCGCUGUCCCUGCUCCCCCGGAAUCGCGUCCCUUGUUUUGGGUUACCCCGUCCUUUAUCAUGGAAAUGUUGCAACUAAUCAACUGAAGUGGCAAUAUGAUGAUAAGCUUGUUUGAGUUGGGUCAUGUUGACCUGAUUCCCAUUAAUUUUGUCUUCGUAACAUCUUUCAUGUGUCGUGUGUGUGUAUAUAUAUAUAUGUGUAUACAUAUAUAUAUAUAUAUAUAUAUAUACACACAUAUACAUAUAUAUAAAAAGAAAUCAAGCUCAUGCCAGGUGCAAACCCUGUCACACCAGUGAUCGCAGCUGUUGUUCUUUCUUGAUGGACGAUGCCAAGCCCGGAUGGAACCCCGAGUGCAGACGGACGCAGAGAAGGUGGAGGAAGAGGAGGAAGAGGAGCAGCCGCGGGGCUGCAGAGGACGCACAAGGUCCCUGAGUGUCACGCAUCCACCCAUGGGUACGUGCGAACCACUUGUGGUGUGCGGCACGGAGGAGACAAGCCUUGUGCGGUCACGAUGGCCCCAAACUUGGUGGCCCUGGGGCUGGUGACGCUGUGUCCUGUCCCCAUAGCAGCCGCGGUGGCCAGGCCGAGACCUCCUGAGGUCUGUGCCUCCUCUCCCCACCUGGGUAACUCACUGUGUCACCCAUCCUGGCAGCGUUUGUCCUGGGGCUGCGUGGCCUCCAGGUCACCCCCGAGGGGUCCGAGGUGCCACCUCCUUCUGUCCCCAAGAGCCGGGUGGUCCCGCUGCUCCCACUGAUCCACAAACACGUCCGGAGGGAGUUUGAACGGGCUGGGAGCGCCCGGGCCCGGCGGCCACAGCAUCGUCCUGUCCUGGAACCGACUUUAUUUGUGAAGUCGAAUGAGCGUUGAUAGGAAUUUUGUUUGGUUUUUAUAAGAAGUAUUUUACACAUGGAUUUUUUUAGCCUGUUUAUAAUCUCCUUGGAAACCUGAGCUAGGAUUGUUCCCCCAGCAAUAGUUCUUCUCCAUUGUGUGCACAUGCUGAUUUGUUACUAAAAGGUUUCUUGCAAGUACUUAGUUGUUCUACAGAGUUGUUGUUUUUCGGGGUACACGGUAGCGCCGGGGAGCACCGGAGGAGCGGCUCUGCAAACCCAGGAUGCUCGACGCGGGGCCUCGUCUCGCGUCCCCUUCCAGUUCCAAGCGCCGAGUUCCCCGUGUAGAUUUCUAGGCUGGCUGAAUGCUGUUCUGAACAUGCCGUGUACAGGUAUUUGUGGAUCAAGUGUUUGUUCUUGUGUCACUCUUGAGAGCAUGGAUGGAUUGUUGUACUCUAGAAGGAGGCGGCAGUGCUGCUGUCAGGUCUUCGAGGAUGUGUAGUAGCUUGCGUUGUUUAAAAAAAGGAAAAAAAAAAAAGACUUCUAGCCAUAAUGGUUUUUAUUUCUGAGUAAAUGGACAGAACUCUUACUCCUCAGUGUCCUUCACCGUGUUGCUGAUGGGUUCGGAGUCGCUGAAGCGAAUCAUGUUGGAGGUGAGAUCAGGACGCGGCUUUUCCUUUGCCCUUGGCCUCUGGGCCAAAGGGGGAUCAGGAGUGUUUUCCUGUUGUCUUGGUCUGCGAACGUUUGAAGCCUGAUCACUGACAUUUGCUAUUAAAGAUUCACCGAGUCAACUGCCGCACGCCGACCCGGCCGAGGAGCGUUGGCCACGCGGUGCCGAGGCCGCCGGACGUGCAAUGACUUGGCCGCCGGUUCCACGGUGGGACGAGCGAAGCGAUCGAUGCAACAAUCCAGAAGCAGGUUUUUUAUUUCAUAUCUCGUCAGAUCUUGGAACGGAUUUGAUGGCGAGUGAGGUUUAAAGGUCCCAUAUGGAGCUCGUAUGGCGUGGCUUCUCCGGGUCGCCGCUUGUGUCCGCGGGCAAGUAUUGACUUAAAUAAAGAUGAAAACCCAUCGGUAUUCGCUUUCCUGGGGCGCGUGAAAAUAGCCAUCAAAACCUGACAAGAUGAGUUUGCACUCCUAAAGAAAAACUGUAAGUACUUCAACUUCUUCUAGAUGAUUUUUAACUGUAUUUCUGCCUAGAGCGCGAGGUAUUAAAUACCUCGGCACUUGAGCAUUUUAAAAGUUGUGUUGGGAAAGGAAAUCCUUCGCGCAGCUGUAAGAAAUUCAGCUCACUUCAAGAUGAAAAAAAUCAUGUUUGUAAUAUGUUACGGGAUUGUUCGUCCUGAAUUUUAAGCUUUUUUUUUGGUAAAUUUGUGGAAUUAUGGAGGAAUUUUCUAGAAAAAAAAAAAGUGAAAUAAAGUAAGAUGGAAAAGUCCAA
Messenger RNA from Columba livia (rock pigeon), 5649 nucleotides. It is a transcript of the gene MLLT1, whose product is annotated as MLLT1 super elongation complex subunit. The transcript is spliced from 12 exons. Gene Ontology annotation, biological process: positive regulation of DNA-templated transcription. Bases 187 to 1851 code for a protein of 554 amino acids. The record is from RefSeq and is a predicted model, not a curated record. Gene Ontology annotation, molecular function: chromatin binding. Gene Ontology annotation, cellular component: transcription elongation factor complex. NCBI's taxonomy places the organism in Eukaryota, Metazoa, Chordata, Aves, Columbiformes, Columbidae.